Messenger RNA from Huiozyma naganishii CBS 8797, 600 nucleotides. Its product is annotated as YbhB/YbcL family Raf kinase inhibitor-like protein. The record is from RefSeq and is a predicted model, not a curated record. Bases 1 to 600 code for a protein of 199 amino acids. Gene Ontology annotation, biological process: regulation of Ras protein signal transduction; regulation of proteolysis. Gene Ontology annotation, molecular function: peptidase inhibitor activity; phospholipid binding. The transcript has a single exon. NCBI's taxonomy places the organism in Eukaryota, Fungi, Ascomycota, Saccharomycetes, Saccharomycetales, Saccharomycetaceae.
AUGCAUAAGGCUAUUAAUAUUACAGGAACAGUUCUCGAAUCGCUGAAGAAACACGAUAUUUUCAAAGAUGUGUUGUUGUCCACGGGAGUAGACACUUUCAAGCCAGCAGGCACUCUGGCGAUAGAGUACCCUGUCCCAGACGUUACUGUGGCCAUGGGGAACAAAUUGACCACGGGUACCACUCAGGAGAAGCCAAAAGUGUUCUACGCCGCGGACCAGGCUCACCCGCUGGACCUCACUGCCUCUUACACCCUCGUCAUGACUGACCCAGAUGCUCCCUCCAGAACAGACCACAAAUGGUCAGAAUACUGUCACUACGUGGAAACGGGGGUCAAAUUUAAGGACCCCAGCGGUGGGUUCGUCGAGGGGGGGCACAUCUUGCAACCGUACUUGGGGCCGGGGCCACCAGAGGGGACAGGGUUCCAUAGGUACGUCUGGUUGUUGUACCAGGAACCAGGUGCUGGUCCUAAACAGUUGAGUGCGAUCGGGGAUAGACCUAAUUGGGGGUUUGGUCAACCGGGUGUUGGUGUUGAUAAGUGGGCCAAUUUGAACAGUUUGAAACUCUUGGCUGUCAAUUUCUUCUUCGCAGAGCAUGAGUGA